Messenger RNA from Ceraceosorus guamensis, 411 nucleotides. RefSeq lists its product as hypothetical. Bases 44 to 343 code for a protein of 99 amino acids. NCBI's taxonomy places the organism in Eukaryota, Fungi, Basidiomycota, Exobasidiomycetes, Ceraceosorales, Ceraceosoraceae. The record is from RefSeq and is a predicted model, not a curated record. The transcript has a single exon.
AUUCAGUCAAAGUAGGAUCCCAUCCCGAGAGCGGCACGCAUGCAUGCAUGCUUGCAGUCACGACGAGUCUGAGGUUCCACGGAAAGAUAUGACGCACUCUGCGCUCCGCAGACGCGACGACGCCAUGCAUGCAAGAUGGUUGUUGUUGUUGUUGCUGCUUGCUUGCUUGCUUGUGCCUGCUUUUGGAUCCGUCAAGAACGUGAAUGCACCCGGCGGAAGGGCAACGUGCUCGGCUGUUUGCUGCCCAUUCGAACGUCGACGUUCGUGCUUUUCAAUCAAGCGCAACGCCGAGCCGCUGGAGCGGCGAUUGUCCGUACGCGAGCUACCGUCCUUGGGAUCCUGAGGUAACGAGAUUUGGAUCGAAAGACAUCGGAAUGCCGAGUCUGGCUUGAGAAGGACUUCACACCUGAU